AUGCGGGAAAGGUAUAUGGAGAGACCUGCACCGCCACCUAUAAAACGCAUACGCUUCACAGAUAUUCCGUUAUCUGUUAGCGAUGAAGAAAUUGAUAAUUUAAUUAAGGGUUUCCCUACUCCUGUGUACAGUAGAUUUUACGUUCAUCAGGAUACCAGAACAGCAGUUUUUGGAUUCCCAAACUUAGAAGAUCUGGAGAAAUGUGCUCAGAUGUACGAGGGAUUGGAGUUGCAUGGUCAGCAGGUCAACGUAGAGCUUUUUGAGCAAGGCUCUAGGAAGCCAUAUGUAGGUUCAUCUAGAAGCUACCAUUUAGCCGGUCGAAUUGGUGGAGAGUUUAGUGAUAAACCUAGCCGUCAACAACGCAGCCAUCAACAACGCAGCCAUCAACAACAGGACUCUCAUCAUAAACCUAAAAGUCGCAGAGGGGUAAGGCAGCCUCAACCCACUACUGAGGAUCUAGAUGCGGAGUUAGAUGCUUAUAUGAAUGGCGAUUAG
This is a messenger RNA of Eremothecium cymbalariae DBVPG#7215, 495 nucleotides long. It is a transcript of the gene YRA2, whose product is annotated as Yra2p. The record is from RefSeq and is a predicted model, not a curated record. Gene Ontology annotation, molecular function: RNA binding. Lineage: Eukaryota; Fungi; Ascomycota; Saccharomycetes; Saccharomycetales; Saccharomycetaceae. The transcript has a single exon. Bases 1 to 495 code for a protein of 164 amino acids.